GACAUCCAUUCCCCUCCUUUAGGCGGAAAGGGAAGGAUUGUCUUCCCAACUCUGAGUUUACUCCUUUUCCCCCCCGCCGACGGUCGUGCAUGACAAUGGCUGAGAUUCUGGAGUUCCGCGUCCCCCCGGGGAACGGCCGGACUCUUCUAGUCUUGGGGUUGGAGUCGGAGGAGUCGGAGCAUGCUCUCCAUUUUAUAUUCUCUACCUUUGGACUGCUCUACUCUGUAAAACUCUGCAGAAAUGCUUCAGUAGCUGGGCCUGGUUAUCAUGCCUUUAUUAGGUUCUACUCUGCCCGAGAUGCCAGCAAGGCACAACAGGCUUGCAAUGGGAGGUCAUUGUUUCAGAAAACUGCUCUGAAGGUUUGCAUUUGUACCAGACAGAGGGCCCUUGCAAAGCAAACAUUACCUUUGAACAGUUACAAAAGCCAAGAGUUAGCGAAUUACUACCUUGGUUUCAAUGGUUGGUCCAGUCGAAUCAUCACUCUGCAGAAUGUACCUGGCUCUGAAGAUGAUGAGAAAGAAGAAGGAGGAACUUUGCCCAGGGAUUCAAAAUACCUUUGUGUGCAAGAAUUAAGUAUCCCAAAUUAUGGGAUUUAUACCAGAGGGAUGGGUGUGGCUGAACUUCGUGUGAACCCCAGUCAAGGGUUUCUCACAGCCUCCCGCAAUGCUCAGAGGUUUGCAGUGCAGCAGGCACUUUCGGAUGCAUUUCGGAAAAUACUCUUCAUAGUCUUAGAAAAUGGGAAGUUGGCAGUAGAGUACAGCUGCCCUGAGAAGGACCCCAUUGACUGUUUAUCAGAAGAGGAACUCAGGGGUCACAUUCAGGUUACUGAAUUGUCAUUUUCACAGCUAAACCGUCUAGGAGAAGAGGAGAGCUUGUGCAAUUUCAACACGGAUGGAGAAUAGCAGAUUAUUGACACAGAUUCUGUCUUCUUCUUGCUGAUUUGGAAGGGCAUCCUGUUCUCUCCUAAGUACAUUAUGCAUUACCCUGGAACUGGGUUCUCCUUGUUUUUGGAGCAUUUGGGUGAUGAAGCUACCAAAUGCAAGCUACCAAUCAGAAGGCAGGGCUCUGACUAAUUGCCUAUUUAUAAUUAGUGAUGAUUGGAAAGGCAGUAGUAUUUUUUCUGGUUUUUAUAUUUUUCUAAUAAGUGGCUUACUGAUAGAAAAUAUGAUUUGACGAUAUAUUUUUUUAUAGGCAGCAAAAAAAUGGAUACUAGCUUUCUAUCAUAAAUGUCCAAUAGGGUGAUUAUUCUCUCCCACCCCCAAAUCAUUGGGAACUGAGGGAGUGGGCCAAUAAAAAUAGAACAAACAAUUGAAAAAGGAAGAAGCAAGAGACAUAUUUUCUCCCUUUACGGUUAAUUUUUAUUUUCCUCCUUUAUUUUACCUCGACUUUCUCUCUAGUAUAGCUCCCAUUCAUCCUCAUGCCAUCCCAGAAAUAAAAUAUCUGGGGGAUGCUAUGGUCAAUAUGCUUUUGUUUGUGUGUGUGAGAGAGGUUCCUGUAUAUAAUAAUAGUCAGUGGAUAGAGAGUGAGAUCACACAAUAUUAUAAAUGGGAGCAUACUAUUGUACAGGCAAGUAAUUUAAAUCGAUUAUUAAAUGAAAUAAUUAUUUUUGUGCUGCCUUGUCCAUUUCUUCAAAAUUGGGUUUUGGGAUGUAUGUAUGUAACAACACAGCCAUAGCAAAUCACUGUUGCAAGAUGAUGUGUUAAUUUAAUGACCACAAAGCUCCAGCAAUCAUUUACUGAUUUUCACUUUAAUGUUCUUUGGAAAAAACUUCCUAUGGAAAUCAGGCUGAUGUCCCUGAUUAAGAUCAAGUUGUUCUGGAAAGUAUUUUAAUUUAUUUGGGAUGGUUUUUUGUUGUUAUUGCUAUUUUUUCCAUAGUUGUCAUUUUUAAUAUUCUCAAGGUUGAUUUUAUAUUUUUCGAUUUUAUAUUUACCAUAGGUAUUGUAAAUUGUCCCACUGAUAGUACUCAUGUAAGCCUCCAAGAAUUGGGCUGCUUGCAAUGUGAUACAAAUGCAAUAAAUUAAUUAGGUUCAAAGAAAGAAAGCUGGCUGUUGUACGUGAAGUUUCU
Messenger RNA from Pantherophis guttatus, 2065 nucleotides. It is a transcript of the gene RDM1, whose product is annotated as RAD52 motif containing 1. Gene Ontology annotation, cellular component: nucleolus. Gene Ontology annotation, molecular function: RNA binding. NCBI's taxonomy places the organism in Eukaryota, Metazoa, Chordata, Lepidosauria, Squamata, Colubridae. The record is from RefSeq and is a predicted model, not a curated record.